Molecule: messenger RNA, 5344 nt
Organism: Spirodela intermedia
Lineage: Eukaryota; Viridiplantae; Streptophyta; Magnoliopsida; Alismatales; Araceae
Source: the annotation of a GenBank genome assembly
AUGGAGGAAGCCGAAGAGGUAAGAAAGGAAGCCGGCCGCCCGCCGCCCGCCGCCCCAGAGCUUACCCUUCUCUCCACCCUUUCCCCGGAAAGGGUGAGGACCCAAGAAUGCGAUGCCGAUUCUUCCUUCGUCUUCCGGAGGAGGGGAUGCGUAGCGGAUUCUUCAUUCCUCGAAGAUUUUUUAUUCUGGGGUUGAUUUCUCUCUGUAAUCGAGAUCAGUGGUCAGCGUGGGCUUUUGUUUGUCUGGGCAGAAAAUGGCGGCUCUGAAGAGGGCGUAUGCGGACGUUAUACUGAACAUGGCUAAGGAGUCGGCAGCCCGUGUUAUGGCCUCGGAGCAGAAGGCUCUCCGCUUCCAGCAGGACCUAUACCGGACCAAGGAGGAGGCUGUCAGCACUCUUCUUCGCGUCAAGGGCAUAAUGGAUUCCAAGGUCUGUACAGCGGCGAUGACCCUACUCUUCUUCUCAUAUCGCUCUGGGAUUCCUCUAAAGAACAGAAUGAAAGUGAUCAAUAGUUUCAUUCAGGUCUGCACAUCAAGAUUUUUUCCUCCUUUGAGCUUGGUGGUGUCGCGGUUUGUGCUUUGUUCCGUAAUCACCGUGUGCCCGCAUGAAUUGUGUUCUUAAGUAUAUCUUGCCAUCUUUAAAUUAGCAUCGGUACUGGAUAUUAUGCCUGGAGAAACUCAGCUGAUAAUUACAAUCAACCCCUUAGAUUGGGGCAAAGGGCAACCGAUACCAAUGCCAUGUGGAAGAGAUUUUCUGGUGUUCUUGACCCAUUAGAACUCGCAUUUACAGUGCCUGCGUUCUUUGACUGGGUAUUUCGCAUUUUGUCAUAUUAGUGAAUGCAUAUUUUGUAAUCGUGUUGUGCUGAUUUAGGUUAUGAACCUCGACAGUUCUUUCAUGGCUUCCGACCAAGCAGCGAACCUUACACAAACAAGCUUUUUUUAUCAAAUUUCCUUUAAUCCAUUAACACUGUUUAGAUUCGUCAGUAGUACUCCUUGGUGGAACGGUAAUUUUUACUUUCAUCUGUUUAUAUAUGUUUAUUGUGCAUAUUUUUGCGAUUUUGUGCUAUUUCCUUUCUUCAUGAUAUAUUUUUUCCCGAAGCAUUUUGUAUAAUUUUUUCGGAUCAAUUUACUAAAAUAUGUCCGCAUCUGAAUUUUCUUCACCUCAUCCAAAUGCCUUAUGCGUAGCAUUGUUCCUCUCUCUCAAGGAGAAAGCUAAAAUAUUUUUGUCUGAGAAAUCGCCGUCCCAACUGAACGUGGGCAGUAUUCAGUUCAUUGGGUUAAGAACUCUCAUCAGGAUUCGUUCAGUUUCAUUUUCUUAUCCAUGAAAUGGCUCAUGAGAGAUCAUCGUUGUCCACAAUUCUACUCUUUUCUGAUGGGCCUCAAUCAGCUGCUAGUGCAUAGACCCAUGGAUUCUAUCCAAAUCCUGCCAGAGAAAGACCAUAGUUUCAGCAUAAGGUUUCUUUAUGCGGGUUGGAUAUUACGGAAUGAGUCUAUGGUUAUCAAGAUGAGCCCUAUUGCGCACAUCACUGAUUGAUUGGUCUUGAGUUAGAUGACCUGAUUUUGCGUAGUGCCAUAAGAGCCAAUAGUUGCCCUCAGAUUGAGCACAUCUAUUUUGUUCAUCUGCCGAGGCUCUGAAGUUGGCUUGCACAUGAGGGCCAUGUUAAGAAUAGUCCCAUAUUGAUUAUUAUAUAAAGAAACUUGGAUUAUGAAGAGUCAAUGCCUAAAGAUCUGCUUCCACGUGAGUGGGGGUGCGAAGAAUAGUCCCAUUCUGCUGUUACUAUGGGGUUAUAUAGGUUGUCCCCAACUCUACCUUCUUUGAAAGCACUGCAUUCUGCAGAAGAGCCUGCGAAAGGCUUUCUCUUUUCUUGCAUACCAUGUAUAACUAAUGUUUAUCAGCCUUCAUGAAAUAUAGACAUUUUUUGUAUCUCAUUUAAGUAAUGUUUUUAUGUGUGGCUCUCCAUAUUUCUUCCUUGGAUUCUUAAACCUCAGAAGCUCCAACAGGGGACUUCGUCAUGGCAUUUCCUUUUGAUGACUGCAUUUCUCUUUCUAUCUUCUUUUCCAAUUCAGAUGUCAGCUUAUCUUCUUGUCACCAUUAUUCAUGCUCCUUAAUGACUGAGGUCAAUCCCCCCUCCAAGCCCCCCAAAGGCUUACGAGUUGUAGUUGGCUUCCUCUUCAUGAAAGAAGGUUCUGCAUAGAUUUACAUUUCUCUGUAGUUAACUGAUGUAAUCAGGAUAGUCUAUCUGCCUGAGGUUGACUUGAGAAAUUCUUCUCUUCUCGAGAAGAGAAGAUAAAGUCAAGAGGCUUUGACCACAAGAGGGAACAGAAAAUAGCCAGGACAUUAUCUCUAUUUUGAUGCGAGAAAUAGAGAUCUGAAUCACAACGAGCUGGGGGCUGGCAUUGCAACCCUUGAGAGCAAUCAUUCUAUAACCAUUGAGACACCAAAGUUUAAAAGAUUUCUAGUUUGGCAUAUCCAUGUACUUUCAACUUGCUGUCAUCUCCUCUAUUCAAUCAAGCCGGAUUAAUGGCUUUCCCUUCUCCAUUAGCAGCUCUGUCAAAGAACCAGUAGAUGUAAUUUGAUGUGACACAUCAAUUCAUAAAAAGAGAAAGGCGAAAAAAACUUGACCCAGGUGACCUGAAAACGAAAAACUGUGGACUACAAAUAUUUGAAGCCCAAAAUGAGAUCAAGCUCAAGUAAAUUGUGUGAAUCAUGUGUUAGUUUUUAGUUUUAGGUAAUAUUUUGUUGUUAGGUCGUUUAAAAUUUAUUUUUGUAACUGAACCAAUUUUCUUGGAGAAUUACACGUGAUUUUGGGUCUAUUUAAUGGCUAGAAUGCUGUAAUGGGAGAUGAUUAUUACGAUUUUUCGUUCUAUUUUUUAUUCGUAAAAUAUGAAUUUUUUUCUUGUAAGAAAUUAAAUUAAAUGGUUAUUGUUUUCUUCAUAAUUAAUACUAGGUUCAAUGAGUUAAACUGAGUGCCCUGUGGAUUCUAGGUUCGAUUUUCUAUUUCCUGGGACUUCCCUGACAUGAAGUAGUCUCAAAGCAACCCUUGUGGAUUCAAGGGCAUAAUUUGAUCCUUAUGGAUUCGAGGGAUCAUCCAAAAUCAGUCCUUGUGAAAUCAAGUAUAAAAGAAAUUUGUGCCUUAUGGAUUAAAGGGCAACCUUUGUGGAUUCAAGGGCAUUACUUGAUCCUUGUGGAUUCAAGGAUGAUCCAAAACCAGUCCUCGUGAAAUCAAAGAUAAAGGAAAUUCGUACCUUGUGGAUUCAAGGUUGCAUCAUAGUUAUACAGUACGACUUCUAUUGAAGAAAGGCUUAAGAGAAAAUCAUUUUCCCUCCUGAUGCCAAAAAGGCCUCAAUCUCGACCCAUUCCACUUUUGGUCAAACUUUUUUUAUGAUGCCAGCUCCCCCUUUGGAUUCUAGUGGUACCAUCCAAGGCAUUCGGAGCCAUGCGUCUUAGUCCUUGAAGAAAGCACUAAAAUUAAUUUUUUUUGUUAUUGCCCCCAGCCUUGUUAUAUUGAUGACCAGGACCUGCAUUCAAUAUUUCAUACAUCUAGUAUAGUAUCUAAUUUUUCAAUCAACCAAUGGUGCUGAUCCUAUGUAUAUUAUAAUGGAAAACGGUCUGUGCCCUCUUUGUGCCUACCCCGUAAGACCUGCAAGGUGAUCCGUCCCUGAGGCAUGCUCUCUCUCCGUCUGGCUACAGCGAGGUUGAAAGCCUUUUUAAUUUAAGCAUUUGUCUAAACUAUUCUCUUGUUUUAGCUUCUGGCGUACAUUUCGUUGGAUAAUAGAAGGAUCCAGAUGUAGAGUUUCAGACAUGGGGAAGGGGUAGUCCACGUGAGACCUGAUAUGGGCCUUAAUUUAGUGUGUAAACCUCUCACUAGACGUCCGGGCAUCUUUUCUGAUCAUCCUGUCGUGGCUUUCUAAGGGCGUGUUGGGUAUUUAUUGUCUUUACUAUUUCUACAGGGCAUUUAAAAUGAUUUUAACAAGGAAAUGAUUCCACGAAUUUUUAUUUUUUGUUUGGUUUUAUGUUUCGGAAUCAUUCCCCUCAUUCAUCCUCGAGGAGGUAGAUCCUAAGUCUUCUCGACUGUCCGAUUAAAAAAUAUCAUUUUCUUGGGAGAAACAGUACGUCUGCAUGAAUGUGGAGCUCAGGCUCUUGCUGUCUCUGCAGAUGAAGGACGUAGAGAGCACGGCCUCUGGCCAGCUGAGGAGGAUCCAGGAGCUCGAAGCUCAGCUUGCCAAAGCAGAGAACACGAUAGCGUACCUCAGAAUGGAGCUGAAGAGGGCGGAUGACGGCGGCGCGACCGUAGCGCAGGAGAAGUACGGGUCGGAGGAUCGAUGCUGCUCGCCGUUGAAGAAGAUGGGGCCGGUGGGGCUGAUGGGAGACACCAUGCCGCAGAACCCCAGCAUUGUGGGCGGUGCCGAAAUAGCGUCCAUGAUACUGGGGAGCAAGAAGGCCGAGUCCUACAGGAACGGGUGCACCCAGAGGAUAAGGGCGCUUGAGCAGAAGCUCAGCGUCGGCGGCUCAAUGCCUCGUCUGGAGCAGGAGGAAGAUAAUGGGGCGGCCGAGGAAGAGAUUCCUCCUAUUUAUGGUUCGCCAGAGGCGGGCGACGGGAGCUUGUCGCGGGCGGAGGGCGAGGACCCCCCGGUCUCCCCCGUCGGCUCCGGAUCGGAUGGUGGGUCCAGACGGCCAGAGCGAGGGGACGGCGGCUCCGCCCGCAGCCUGAAACGAGAUGCCUCGUCGGCCCUUACAAGAUGCCGCCAUAGUAAGAGAGUCCCCCCGAACAUGGAGCCUGAGAGCAAGCUGUCACCGGAAAGCUUUGCCGAAGCCGAGACCGUCUCCGGCGCGCGGCCUUUCUGGGAGAAGUCGUCUGAAUUGGUGGCGGGAGCUACUUUCGAGGAGGAGGGAUCGAGACCUAGCCUGGCGGAAGCAGAGAACCCUGAGGCCUCCGACGACCGGUGUGACGAGGACGGGCCACCUGCGGACAAGGACGGGGCUCCUCCCCCGCAGCUCCUCCAAGGCGCGGGGGACAGGAUUCUGAAAUACACCUUCAGGAGGAAGCGCAAGAGGGGAUCCCCGACCGGCGCUGAACCAGACACCCCGCCGGAGAGGGACGGCGUCUCGCCGGAGCCGCCGCAGAAGACCGCCUCCUCCUCCUCGAGGGGCUUCUCCCGAGACAACCGGAGGAUCGUCCAGGUUGCCCGUCAGGUUAGUCCGCCCCCGCCCUACUUACCAAGUAGAGAGGAGAUGAUGCCGCCACCAACCCUUGCUGCUUCCGCCAGCCGCCCAUGAAGGCGUGUCGUCUGACCAACUGAGUUGCUCUCUCUGCAGCUCAUCUCCCUGUCGGAGAAGAGGUGGUAG